Aspergillus heteromorphus CBS 117.55 is the source of this 1461-nucleotide messenger RNA. Its product is annotated as putative JmjC domain protein. The record is from RefSeq and is a predicted model, not a curated record. Gene Ontology annotation, molecular function: 2-oxoglutarate-dependent dioxygenase activity. NCBI's taxonomy places the organism in Eukaryota, Fungi, Ascomycota, Eurotiomycetes, Eurotiales, Aspergillaceae. The transcript is spliced from 2 exons. The coding region runs from base 346 to 1374 and encodes 342 amino acids.
CCGGGUUUCCAAUGGGGUUGUUGGUUGCGGUGUGCGACUUACAUCUUGCCUGUAACUUCCUAUGCAGGAUGGCGUUUAUCCCUCACAGGCCUCGCGGGGCAUUCACAUCAUCUACUAUUUACAUUGACUGCUGGAAACUCAAUCAGGACUCCGUGCCUUGGGGAGAUCCCCCAUCCAGCCAACUGAUCAAUCCGGGUCGGAGCGGAAAUUCCCCGACCUGAUGAUCAGGGCGGCACGGGCAGCAGCGCCAACCAAUUCUACCGCCGAUCCGGAGCCAUGAGCCAUCCAAAACAAUAUCCCCAAGUGGUCCAGCAGACAACCUUCUGAAUGAAGCUUCGACAAUGGAUGCGUCACAAUAAACUCCAGGGCUGGCCCUGCUGGCCAUCUGCCGCCUUCAAAUAUAGCCUCCCUAGCCAAAGACAACAACAGCAACGCGGCCUCACCUCCCAAUCCGGAUCCGUCACGGCCUCUCCUCCGUACCGCCCGCCAGAGACUCUGAGAGAUGUUGACAUAAAUCAUUUUCGUGACGGCUAUUUUACCCGUGAGCGCCCUGUCAUCCUUCCUCGUCGAUACUUUCACGAUAUCCCGGCCUUCGAGCGCUGGUUCCGGCCCUCCUUGAUCGACCCCGAUGUAUCUCAAUUGAACACGGCAUACCUCAGCCAACAUGACGCCGGCUCCUUCGUCCCACUCGAGCUCACACAACCGUUACCAGAUAACAACACCUCCGAACAACAAGCAGAUGGGCUCACCUUUCGACAGUUUCACGCACCGCUCAGCCUAUUCCUAGAAUGGAUCCUCACCGCAGAGACGCUCGAGACACAACCAACGCGGCUCUACCUAGCGCAGUGCCAACUUCUGGAUCUGCCACAAAAGCUUCGCGAUGAUUUUCCGACGCCCCAAUUGGUAGCGCAAGCGGGGAAAGGAGACAUCUACGAUACAAAUGUUUGGAUCGGAUAUCCGCCCACGUAUACACCUCUUCAUCGGGACCCUAACCCGAACCUUUUCGUUCAGCUUGCCGGGCAAAAGAUCGUGCGGCUUCUUCCACCCGAUGAUGGGCAAAAGGUCUUUGGAUCCGUGAGGCGUGAGCUAGGCAGGAGCGCUGGUCGCGAAGCUGCUGCCAUUCGCGGUGAGGAGAUGAUGCAAGGUCAGGAGAGGGUGUUACUCGAGCAGGCUGUUUGGGAUGAUGCGAAAGCUGCUUUGGGACCGUGCGGAUACGAGGCACGUCUGGAGGCUGGAGAUGGGCUGUUUAUACCUCGGGGAUGGUGGCAUACCAUCAAGGGAGUGGGAAAGGGUGUGACCGCUUCUGUAAGUUUCCUGAUCAUCAACAUAUGUACGCAUACUUACUUUCAACAGGUCAAUUGGUGGUUUCGUUGAUCACCAUUCAUGGUCAGAACCAAUGAUAGCGAUAUCAUGUAGACAAGAAUUAUAUCACAUUAGACCUGUAUUCCAAAGCCAAUCUGU